Aphis gossypii (cotton aphid) is the source of this 988-nucleotide messenger RNA. RefSeq names its product 40S ribosomal protein S4 (gene RpS4). The transcript has 6 exons. The coding region runs from base 132 to 929 and encodes 265 amino acids. Gene Ontology annotation, molecular function: RNA binding; structural constituent of ribosome. Gene Ontology annotation, biological process: translation. Lineage: Eukaryota; Metazoa; Arthropoda; Insecta; Hemiptera; Aphididae. Gene Ontology annotation, cellular component: ribosome; cytosolic small ribosomal subunit. The record is from RefSeq and is a predicted model, not a curated record.
GAACAUUUUGUUUAUAGAAACCUAACCUACAAAAACAAACUUGAAAUUACUAUCUUUCUGAAUGUUGGUGUUCUGUUGAAAUGUUCUUCUUCUAGUUUUCGUGUCAGGCAUAGCAGCACUUUUCUGUCAAAAUGGCCAGAGGUCCGAAGAAGCAUUUGAAGCGUUUAAACGCACCCAAAGCAUGGAUGUUGGACAAAUUAGGAGGUGUGUUUGCUCCUCGUCCUAGUACUGGUCCACACAAACUUCGAGAGUCGCUACCGUUAUUGAUAUUUUUGCGUAAUCGUCUGAAGUAUGCACUUACUGGUGCUGAAGUUACAAAGAUUGUCAUGCAAAGAUUGAUCAAAGUUGAUGGCAAAGUUCGUACAGACCCGAAUUAUCCUGCUGGUUUCAUGGAUGUUAUAUCGAUUCAAAAGACCAGUGAACACUUCAGAUUAAUUUAUGACGUGAAAGGUCGUUUUACCAUUCACAGAAUUACUCCUGAAGAAGCGAAAUACAAGCUAUGUAAAGUAAAGAGGGUACAAACUGGACCCAAAGGUGUACCAUUUUUAACAACUCAUGAUGGCCGUACUAUCCGUUACCCUGACCCCAACAUCAAGGUUAAUGAUACUAUUAGAUACGACAUUGCAUCAUCUAAAAUUUUAGAUCAUAUCCGUUUUGAAACUGGAAACUUGUGCAUGAUUACUGGAGGUCGUAACUUGGGGCGUGUUGGUAUUGUUACCAACAGGGAAAGGCAUCCUGGAUCUUUUGAUAUUGUUCACAUUAAGGAUGCAAAUGAACAUAUUUUUGCUACUCGUAUGAACAACGUUUUUAUUAUUGGAAAAGGUCAAAAGAACUACAUUUCUCUGCCAAGGAGUAAGGGAGUUAAAUUGACUAUUGCUGAGGAACGUGACAAGCGUUUGGCUGCAAAAACCAAGUCAAGCAGACGUUAAAAACUUGUUUUUGCAUUUUUUAUGUGGUUUAAAUAAAUGACAUAAAAUACUAAUAUGUA